This is a messenger RNA of Guillardia theta CCMP2712, 1438 nucleotides long. RefSeq lists its product as hypothetical. The transcript is spliced from 19 exons. The record is from RefSeq and is a predicted model, not a curated record. Bases 14 to 1438 code for a protein of 474 amino acids. NCBI's taxonomy places the organism in Eukaryota, Cryptophyceae, Pyrenomonadales, Geminigeraceae.
CUCCCAAAGCGCCAUGCAGGAACUCAACCGGCUUGUGGGCGAGGAGAGGAGAAGUCAACAUCCUGCGGUGCAUCCGGAGGCCAGUUUGUUCGAAGGACUCGACAGAGUGGGCGAAGCUUACGGGCUUGACCUCGAUGAUGAGUACAAGAGCGACUACUCCGACUACUCCAACGGGCAACUGGAUGAUGAUUUCGUUGACUAUGACUCCGAAGGAGACGAGACCUUGGAGAAGUAUGGGAUGGAUGACCGUGACAAUGGCAUCAUGGAGAUCUCAGAGGACGAAAUGGAGAAAGAAUUGGACGAGCAAGGCUGCGAUUGUGAAGGGUUGGACUCAUGUCAAUUGUGCUCGUCCGUCUUUGCUACAGAUGUUCAUACACACUCCUCCUCGGAAGACGCAUGCAGUCCUUCGAGGAAACCCUUAUGGAAUCCAUGGAAUCGGUUCUCAAAUCGCCGCCCUUCCACCAUUGACGGCAAAGUCAUGAUGCUGCAGAAGUAUGGGCCGCGUUUCGGCCUGGCACGCUGGGGACACAUUUUCUCGGGGCAUUGGAAUGUCAAUAAGCGCAAGGGUCAGGCAAGCCAUGCAUCCUUGGAAGAACUUCCGCCAGGAUUUCUCAAGUCGCAGAAUCUCUUGCCUUGGAGGAGGAGACUCAAUCGAUGGGCUUGGAGGGCUCGCAGAGUGAGGAUGGUGGAGGAGCGACCCCAGAAGAGAUACUUCUUCGGGUCCCUUGUCUGGGUCACGCUGUUCUUCGUCGCUCUGUUUUGGAGGGGGAGCCCGCUGUCAGCGAUCGAAGAUCGUAUCUCCAUGAUUCACAUGUUGUUCCCCUCAGGUACUAUUGUGGUCCUCAGAAUGGCCAUGACUUCUCGAGAAGACCUCUUGACGUGCUUGACACUAUAUGCGCACAACAUGAUUUCUGCAUCGAAAAGUCAGAAUAUUGGAUUGAAGGGCGACGGAGAAAGUCUGUCUGACGAGAUAGGAAAGGUGGAAAACACUGAAGGGUGUGGGAUUCCGAUGCGUUCACACACGAAUCCCAGCUAUGGUUGUAGAAUCACAGACUGCGACAGAGAGAUGGUCGAGAGCCUGUUGAAUACCUUCCAAUGUUCUGGUGAUCAGUCGCUUCCGAAGAUGCGGCAGAGCCCAUGGUGCUACGACGAACGCUACGUCGGGAAAGCACACUGUACAGAAUAUCUCUGGACUUGGAAGAUAGGGCUGUGGCCGGUCUGCAAAGCUGCAGGGAAGAUAGCUACAGCAUAUCAUUCAUGGAAGAUCAAAACAGCUUGCUCCAUCAUGAAGCAGCAGAUUUUGGCUCCUCUGGAUGACAUAGACAACGCCCCCCCAAGAGGAUGGAGGAUGGUCUCAUCGCUCUUGACGUUGCUGGGCGGCACUCGGUCUGCCCAGCAGCUUCGCGGAGGUGUUGCAUGGAACUGCACGUGCCCAUAA